This is a messenger RNA of Neocloeon triangulifer, 1336 nucleotides long. RefSeq names its product fibronectin-binding protein PlpA (gene Msr-110). The coding region runs from base 104 to 1099 and encodes 331 amino acids. Lineage: Eukaryota; Metazoa; Arthropoda; Insecta; Ephemeroptera; Baetidae. The transcript is spliced from 6 exons. The record is from RefSeq and is a predicted model, not a curated record.
CGCCGCCUUUCUCUCCGACGGUGAAAAAGCCCAGGGUUUCCGACUGCCACUCCAGUCUGCCGUAGAGUGCAGAUCAUACAACUUCACAUUUCAAAGUCGCACCAUGGAGAAGGCGGACUCUAUGGCCACCGUCAACAUCAAGGAGUUCCCCGACAAUGUCUCCUACACCACAGAAGCGCCUCCCGCGUACAAACAACCUCGUGCAGCCGCAGUGCAAAUCACAAAGAUUAUUGCAGUCACAGUGAUUGUGGCCUCGGCGAUCAUCGGAGGCUGCAUCCUCGCCUCGGCCUGGAUCCAGAGCCGCGCCACCUGCGAACUUCUGAUGAUGGAGCAGCAACUCCAACAGGCCCAGCAGCAAAUGAUGGCAGACAACCCUUCGUACCAAGCUCUUGUGCAGGACAACGCCGCCGAGGAGUCCAAAGAGUCGUCAACAACCACAGAACGCGCCUCUGAAGAGCAAAAUAACUCGCAGCAACUCCCCGCCAAUAGACCCAACAGACUUCCUCUGCAGUUGGACUUUGACGAGUUGGCUGGGGCGUUGAUGGACAACAACCAGAGAGCACACAUGAACUGCGUAGUUGAGAAACGCCGCUCCGAGGAGCUUGUGGACCACGCACCGAGGGAAGUGAGCCUCCCCUUCGGGCUCAACCUGACUACCCCACCCAGGCUGGAGCAUCUCACCGGCGAAAAAAUGGUCAUCUCGUGUGAAAGUGGUCGUGCCCAGGAAAGGCACAUGCCUCCCCCUCCUCCUCCCCCACAGGCUGCUUCUGUGCCGCUGAUGAUUCCUCUGCCCGGUGGUCCCAUUCACCUUCCAAUGCCUUUUGCCCAGCACAUCAACAACCAGCAAAACAACGAUCUGGGUGACUCUCACCCUAUGGAACACAUUGAAAUGAUCGUUGCCCACCCAAUGAUGGACCAUCCCCAACCUCACCAUCCCCGUGGACAGCCCCAGAUGAGAGAGAUGCGUAUGGCCAUUCUCCCAGACGAGCCCAUUCCUCAAGAGUCGAUGAGACCUCACUAUGUCCAGCCGAGGUCUGUUCCUAGCCAACCCGACUUCCUGAAGAGAACAAAGCGUUGUGCUUGUGACUGCAACUGUUAAAUAUUAAUCGCACAUAUUUUUUUCUCUUUAAAAGUAACAAUAUCCAGGCCAGAUCUUUCAAAGUUUGAUUUUUAUAAAUAGAGUGCUGUAAAUGAUUAACUACGAAAUAAUUUUGCUUUUAUUUCUGAGGCUAAUUUAAGUUUUGACAAGCAUUUCCCCAUGUGAUUUGAAAGAAUAUGGCAAAAGUACUGAAGUGUCUGUAUUACCUGAAAAUAAAACAAAAAUCUGGGAUACAAA